CCUUAGUUAUAGCCAGUCACUGGCCAGCUACGUUGCUCACUUCUCUGUGUAGUUACAGAUACUGAAAGUUGCUUGAUUUCUCGCAUAUAGUGAAACCUUUGGGUAUAUGCUGUUGGAUCUACUACACCUACUGCAAUUCCCGUCAAACUGUGGACAUAUGUUAACAGGUAUAGUGUUCUACUCUGCGAGAACCUUGAGAAGUGCAUGCUACUAGGAAAGAGGUUGUUUUAGAAAAUAUACAAGACCAGUUAUUAAGAAUUGGUAACAAGACUGCCAAGCCCUCUUUGGUUGUGAGGUGAGGUUGGAGGAGGCUUUAGGCCCAAAGUCUUCUGUCAAGUGGAGUGAGGCAGCUGCUUUAGGCUGCCCGCCCCAACCCUAUCCACAACUCUGGCAGGAGGCGAGCAACAGAUUGACCGGAGGAUGGAGCGCGAGAGCAAUCAGCUUGAGGCUGGGCCCAUCCAUUGUCGUAUGGGUUGUGGGUUUUUUGGCUCCCCUAACACAGACGGGCUCUGCUCGAAGUGUUAUAAGGAUGCCCUAAAAAAGAAACAGCAACCACCUUCCACAGUGACGUCACCCACAACCUCCGUGGCCCCCACUUCAGCCUCUCCGUCACUCCCUACAUCUACCCUUCACCAGGCUGCAACCGUCGCUACAACCACUGGCCAGCCUACUGUGCCCACACUCACACAGGUGGCAGGCGUCCCAGGGUCUUCAGAAAAGCGGGAAUCCUCAGAGGAUGCGGGAGCAUCUGGCACAGACAGUGUGGAUGCAGACCUUGAUGGUGGCAGCCCGGACAAAGAUGGAGCCAAGAAAAAGAAGAACAAGUGCCAGAUGUGUAAGAAGAAGGUUGGACUCACAGGGUUUACAUGCAGGUGUGAAGGUCUCUUCUGUUCAGUGCAUCGCUAUAGCAACGAACACCGCUGCACAUUUGAUUAUCGUGAACAUGGAGCAGAAGAGAUAAGGCGGAACAACCCAGUUAUCAAGGGCGAAAAGAUUCAAAAGAUAUGAAGACAUCGUUAGAAGGCCAACAGUUGAGCCCCACCUCACCCCAGCUUAGGUCGCAAAACAUGAAGGAAGAAGGGAUAGAGAAAAAAAAAAAGGGUUUUAAGAUGUGAACAAUAAACUAUUUCUGGUCAAGAUUUAAAAAAAAAAAGUUUAGAUUUUUUAACAUUUUCAUCUAUGAAUAUAUUUGGAAAUAGUAAUAUUUGUAUACUGGGGUUAUUGUACUGUUUUGGCAGUGAUCAUGCUGGAAUUUUGAGUUGUGUUGGUUGGCUCUGCUGUGUUGUGUAUUUGUGUCUGCGUGGGGGGCUGUAGAAACUGUUGUUGCUGGAGGUCCCGCCACUUGUGUCUAGCAUUACCUCAUCAUGUCACCACCGUCAUUCGUUCAUUUCAUUAAUUUCAUGUUAAUCACUCGCGUAUAUCACCUGCAGCCCAUUCAUCAAGCAUCAUUUUUCAUUCAGCAUCAUCUCAUCAUGUCGUCUAGUAUGUAGGGAAAACUUACCUAACGGAUGCCUUGGCACAAGGUCUUGUUGGGCAAAACUCAAACUGCGUCCUUGAAAAAAUAAAUGUGGCGUUCCUUGAAGGGCAGAUCCACUCCAUGAAGUGUACUUGUUUAAGUUAACUUGAAAAGGAGGGGGAAAAAACUUUACUCGUGUGACAAAUUUGACGCCCACUUCUGACCCUCAUGGGCACUUGCUGUGCAUAUCUUUGAUCUGGACAUCGCUGUCCUGGGUCAACAGAUGGCCUUACUAUUCUCAACCACGCCGCCAUCUCUUCACUUACAACCUGGGCAAAUCUUGGAAAUGAAGCCAUGCUCAGGCUGGUAACAAGUUAGUGAACUUGACGCAGCCUUCAACAAGUCUGUUGGCCCAGUUGAAGUGAUGCCUUAAUGUAAGUGACAUGUGAGCCAAGGAUUCAUUGAUCCCAUGUUAUUAUGCACUUGGACUUAACAUAUAGAUGGGCUUUAAUGCCUUUUGUACCAAGCGUAUUAAAUUAAUUAUUACUGCAACAUUUGUAGUGGCUGAGAAAUGAAUAAAAACUGGGGUAGCCUUGUUUGUGUGUGUGUAUGAAUGAUAACUUACCUCUAGGGCAAUUGUGUUAGCAUGUGUGCUAUUACUCUUAUUAUAACUUCAAAUGUAAAAAACUGCUCACUUACCACUUGGGAUUCUUAUGGGGAAAAAUGCCUCUUGUAGGAACUUGUCCUUACAUCAGUGUCUUUAUAUUGAAUGAGCUGUGGGUUUAUUUGUUUACGAUCCUCAUUACAGGCUCUGUGCAUCAUUAUCUUACACUUGAUAUGCACCUCAAACUGGAGUGAAAUUUGAUUUUAUAAAAGUGUUUCUCUGUGUUUUUAUUGCCGUAGUUGGUGCUUAUACAGAGUAGAUGAUGUAUUGAAGAUCAGUUUUUAAUGAAAAUAAAGGUAACUGGCAAGCUCCUUACAAAUGUUGUUGUGAUGCCCUAUGAAAGCCACGCCAUGUUUGCUCCUUCCAUUUUAGUGUUUAGUUUUAUGCCAGUCCAUUGGCAUCUUGUUUGUGAGGAGUUUGUUUCUUUGCUUUAUAACUAUUCCCUCUUGAUUACCAUUAUCAAUAGUCAUUGUUACUAUAUACGAUUUGUAGUCAAAUAUGUCCUGGUGUACCCAAAUAAAAGGGUACAGCUAACUAAA
This is a messenger RNA of Cherax quadricarinatus, 2659 nucleotides long. Lineage: Eukaryota; Metazoa; Arthropoda; Malacostraca; Decapoda; Parastacidae. The record is from RefSeq and is a predicted model, not a curated record.